Molecule: messenger RNA, 1840 nt
Organism: Ceratina calcarata
Lineage: Eukaryota; Metazoa; Arthropoda; Insecta; Hymenoptera; Apidae
Product: putative cytochrome P450 6a17
Exons: 6
Coding region: 335-1840 (501 amino acids)
Molecular function (GO): monooxygenase activity; iron ion binding; oxidoreductase activity, acting on paired donors, with incorporation or reduction of molecular oxygen
Source: RefSeq, a predicted model, not a curated record
UUUUUGUACUUUGAAGUAUAUAGAUUUUAAACCAAAAGUUGUAGAAAUUGCGAUUUUUACCCCUUUAUCCUGACUUUUGCACAUCUUUUAUAAGGCGAUAAUCAUUAUUUUACUCUUUUAUUUAAUGCCGGAUGACCUGUUAUUGGUUCUUGAAAUCGUAUCAACGUACGCUACUACAUUAAAAAUAAAGGAGUAUAGCAUGCCAUUUGAAAAAAUAGAAGUGACUGAAAUCUCCGAGGCGUCUCCAUAUUUUAAAAAAAUAUUACCAAUCAUGAUGUAAUAUAACUUUGAAUUAUUUCACAACUCUCAUUGCCUUGAAGAACUAAGAACAAUCAUGAUCAAUUAUUUUGAAAUCUUAAGCUUGAUAAUUGCUGCAUCCUUGGCAAUGUAUUACUACUUUACUUGUACGUUCAAUUUUUGGCAAAAUCGUCAAGUACCUGGACCAAAACCAAUUCUAUUUUUUGGGAACGUGAAAGACAUUAUGCUGAGAAGACGCACCUUAGGAAAUUAUGUGACAGAAUUAUAUUUUAAUUACAAAGAUAUUCCUAUGUUUGGCUUAUUCAUUAGAAAGUCGCCACAUCUGGUUGUGCGUGAUAUGGAUUUAAUUAAAGAUGUACUAAUUAAAGAUUUCUCUGUCUUUGACAAUCGUGGAAUCUUCAUUCCUCAACGAGCCGAUCCAUUAGCAGCAAAUAUUUUCAACUUGGAAUCAUCGAAAUGGCGACCACUAAGAGCGAGAAUUUCCCCAGUGUUCACAUCUGGAAAAUUGAAAGAAAUGUUCCCAUUAAUAUUGGAAUGUGCCGAGCAACUGGAAGAAUAUUUAGAGAGAAUUGUGGGGAAAGGAGAACCAAUCGAAUGCUGUGAAAUCGCAGCCAGAUUUACUACAGAUGUGAUCGGUUCUUGUGCCUUUGGAAUAAAUAUGAAAGCGUUAUCAGACGAAAAAAGUGUAUUUAGAAGAAUAGGAAGGCAAAUUUUUGAACACGACUCGAAAACCAUUCUUAGAUUUAUGUUUAGAGAGAUUGCACCUGAACUGUACAAUUUGUUCGGUUACGUGCUACCAUAUACGGAGGCAACCAAAUUUGUUACCAAAGUUAUAUCGGAUACUAUGAAGUAUAGGAAGAAAAAUGGGAUUGUUAGACCAGACUUCAUAAACAUGUUGAUGGAAUUGAAGAAGCAUCCGGAUACGUUGAAAAAUAUUGAGUUAACGGAUACUUUAUUGGCUGCCCAAGCUUUCCUUUUCUUCGCAGCUGGAUUUGAAACCUCGUCAAUAACAAUAGGACAUGCGCUUUAUGAAAUGGCUCUGAAUCUUGAUAUUCAAGAGAAACUUAGGAUUGAAUUGAAGCAAUUUUCUAAAAGAAACAAUAAAAAUUUUCAGUACGAGGAUAUUAAAGAGAUGAAAUACUUAAAUAAAGUAUUCAAAGAGACUCUUAGGAAAUAUCCUGUGGGGACAACGUUAAUAAGGAAAUCAACUAGUGAUUAUACUUUUAAUGGCACCAAAGUAACGAUCCCAAAGGGUACUCGAAUACUUAUUCCUACAUAUGCUAUACAACACGAUCCUGAUAUCUAUCCAAAUCCGGAGAAAUUCGAUCCUGAGCGAUUCAACGAAGAGGAGAUUGCCUCUAGACACUCCAUGAGUUAUUUACCAUUCGGUGACGGACCGAGGAAUUGCAUUGCGGCGCGAUUUGCCAUCUAUCAAACGAAAGUGGGAAUAAUAAAAAUGUUGGAAAAUUUCCGAUUAGAAGUUUGCGAAAAGACUAUGAUUCCCUACAUAAACAAUCCUACGUCUCUAAUCUUGAGCCCCAAAGACGGACUUUAUUUAAAAAUAAGUAAAGUGGAGAGCUGA